Messenger RNA from Spinacia oleracea (spinach), 945 nucleotides. RefSeq lists its product as uncharacterized. Bases 1 to 945 code for a protein of 314 amino acids. Lineage: Eukaryota; Viridiplantae; Streptophyta; Magnoliopsida; Caryophyllales; Amaranthaceae. The record is from RefSeq and is a predicted model, not a curated record. The transcript has a single exon.
AUGGAUGUUAAAAAUGAAUUUCUACAUGGUGAUUUGCAGGAGAAUGUAUACAUGACUAUGCCUCAAGGAUCCACUGGAAUAGGUUCCAGAAUUCAUGUUCACAAAGAAGGAGAAGAGUAUCCAAAACCCACAUCUGGUAAGGUGUGUAAGCUGAGAAAGUCUCUAUAUGGUCUCAAACAAGCCCCUAGACAAUGGUUUGCAAAGCUCAGCACUGCACUCAAGAACAACCAUUUCCCUCAAUCUAAAGCUGACUAUUCUCUGUUCACCAAGCAAGAAGGUGUGAACUUCACAGCCAUCCUUGUGUAUGUUGAUGAUUUGGUCAUCACUGGAAACAACAUGGUUUCCAUAUCUGCAGCUAAAACAUUCCUCUCCUCUCAGUUUCACAUGAAAGACCUAGGUGAAUUGAGAUAUUUUCUAGGUUUGGAAGUUGACAGACCCAAAGAAGGCAUAUUUCUCUCCCAGAAGAAAUACACUCUUGACUUGCUAGCUGAAUAUGGCCUCACAGGCUGCAAACCUUUGAAACUCCCCAUGGAUAGUCACCUAAAACUUACUCCUGACUCAGGAGAUGUUCUUGAGAACCCUGAACAAUUUCAAAAGCUGGUGGGAAAACUGAUUUACCUCACUAUUACAAGACCUGACAUCUCCUUCACUGUCCACAUUCUCAGCAAAUUCAUGCACAAACCUACCACAGUGCACCUUCAAGCUGCCAAGAGGGUGCUAAGAUACCUUGCUGGAUCAACUGAUCAAGGCAUCUUGCUUGCUAACACAUCAGCAGCCAAACUGACUGCUUACUGUGACAGUGACUGGGCAGGUUGUCCAUCAACUAGAAGGUCUACUUCUGGAUUUUGCAUCCUACUUGGCAACUCUCCAAUCUCCUGGAAAUCAAAGAGACAGUCUGUGGUUGCCAGGUCAUCUGCAGAGGCAGAAUAUAGGUCAAUGGCCUAA